This is a messenger RNA of Cuscuta epithymum, 3178 nucleotides long. Lineage: Eukaryota; Viridiplantae; Streptophyta; Magnoliopsida; Solanales; Convolvulaceae. The record is from the annotation of a GenBank genome assembly.
AGAUGGCAUUACACUUUCUAUCAUUGUGCCACAAAAGACAUAGCUUAAAAUGACUUGUAGGAAUUAAAAAUCUCUUCUGGAAUUGAAAUUUUGAAGCUUGAGCUUUGGAAUCUUGUAUGUCUUUCCGGUGGAUUUUUAAAAUGUGCAUAAGGUGUAACAAGUCUACCUAAUGCGGAUUCUGAACGUUUACAUCUAUAUAAAAUUUCAUGGUAAAAACACAAAUAUAACAAAAACCACAUUAAGAAUCAAAAUCUAAUUUUUCUAAUUCAAAAUUAUCCUUUUUAUGAAUGUAACGUUUUUUAUUCAAAUCGCCCUCUAUGAUUGGCACGAGAACUCCAUUAUCAAUUGCAACCAUAGUAGUCAAUGGCUAGAUAUGGCGCGCGUCAUAUGCGCCAUCACCAUGAAAGUGUUGUCGUCAGCAUAGCACCGUAUACGCUAUUUGUGCCAUUUGUAUAUGCGCAUCCCCAUGUGUCAUGAAAAAUGUCUUUGAGCUAUGACAACUAUGAUUGCAACACAAAAAGAUAACAUGGAAUUCAUACUUCUUUGUUGGAGAAGGAGGUUCCUUAGCAUCUGCUGUAUCGACUAAGGUACACACGAUUCAUCAUCUAGAUGCUGAUAGCUAACAGGGAGUAUGCAUACAGAAUUUGAGGGCACUCAACGGUGGAUUCUGAGAAGUCACCGUUAAAAGACAACUCUUUGAAUUUUAAAUUGUUGUCUUCAUCCAACUAACAUACUGCCCCCGAAGUCACCGUUAAAAGACAACUCUUUGAAUUUUAAAUUGUUGUCUUCAUCCAACUAACAUACUACCCCCGUCCCGUUUUAUUUUAGUCAUCUUCAACUUUUUCAGUCAAAGAUGGUAAACUUUGAUUCAUUAUUUUAACUAAUAUAUUUAUAUGGAACUUAAUAAAUUUAUACUUUUAUGAUAGUAUUUUUAACAAAACAUUUUCAUAUUAUCAAUACUACUGUAUAGAAAUAUAUAUGUAAGGUCGAAGUUUAACAUCCUUGACUAGAAAAGUCAAAUAUGAGUAAAUCAAAAGGGACGGAGGGAAUAUUCUAGGAGACUUACCGCCAAAGAAGUAUAGAAAGCGAUUUACAUGAGUGCAUCUAGCUUCUUUUAAAACCGAUUUGAAAUAAGAGAGACAAUAUCAUGAACCUCAUGAUCGGUGAACAUACAAUCACCCUUGAUGAUAAAACAUAUGUCUAUAGUCUUUCCUAUGCUUUGGUAGGCAUGUAUGAGCAUGGAAACAUUUACAUCACCUUCUCUCAUUUACCUAUACAUUUCUUCAUAUUCUUCCCCUUCAAUAGACCAAAUUUAUUAUUUAACCCCCACUACUUGAAAAGGUCAUAUGUCAAAAUUGGUAAACCCUAUGUUUAUUUAACAUCAGCACUGCUGUCAAUGCUCUAAAUGUCCCUAGGCGCCUAGGCGGGAUCAGUCGGAGACAUCGAAAUGAUAACUUUAUCAAUGUUUAUGCAUAAAUGAUUAGUAAUGUUGUGUUUGUUUGUGUAUAAAAAACAUACACAUACACAUUAACAUGCAUGAAUGAUAGAGUUGUCUCAUUUAAUAAUAUAUUAUACCUAGUACUUAACUUCAUUAUGUACGUUUAAAAGUCAUGUGUAUGAGGAAUCUAGGGGGAGUGGCGGCCGCAGCUAGGUUUUAGUCUGCGUUUAGGUUGGGGUCGGCGAUUUCCCAAUCGCUCGACGUUUUUUGUUACGUAGCUAGAAGGCGACGAGCCUUCAUCAAGUCUGCAGGGGUCUUGCGCAGAACGUACAACAACCUUCGAGCGUACAAAGGAGGAAUAACUGUUUGUUAGAUCAGGGAGUGUGAGACGACAAAGAAACGCUUGGGGAUACUUUCAAUUUGCAGCGAGCGUGGCCUGAGAUUACAGAGGGGCUGCGCUAAUUCUUAGGAUUGAGGCUGAAAAUACCUACGGAUCUAUCUUUGUUUUCCAAUUUGGCAACAAUGGCUUUAAAUGGUUUCGUGGACAGUGGAUCUGGAUCAGCUAGGGGUGUGAAACCCGAAUUUCCAAUACUUGGAUUAGCUAUUCUGGCUGUGAUGGUGAUUGAGAUGGGAGUUGUACCAGCUGUGUUUAAUCCGGGUGGGACGCUGAUUGUAUGGGUCCCACUUAAAGGGAGGGAACUUGGGUUCCAAUCAGCUAUUGGGGGAUCGGUACGGUGGUUUUCUUGGCCGCCUAGGGCAGUGGAGGAAGAAGAUGGUAUGUGAAAGGUUCGUCCCCCUCCCAAACCGCCGCCAUUGAGGAAGGGUGUGGCUAGGUUCUGGAGUAUGAUGCUUGGAGAAUGGACUCUGUUGUUUCACCAGAUGAAGUUUAGUUACUUUUACUAUGUUCUGCUUACUUAUCUUUAUUUUGUUUUUAGUAGAUCUAAUAUUAAGGGAGACAGGUUCUUAGUUUGCUUUAUCUUAAUUGCUAGUUUUCUGGUGAGAGGCAAUCAGGCUGAUGCAGCUGUUAAUAGCCUCAAAGCUCUCACUUUUUCAGCGAUUAGUCUCGCUCCUUUUGGGGUGGACUAUUCUAUAUUUGAUAAAGAAGUGAAGGGGCAGAUGGGCUUAUGGUUAGGUUGGUUUAGAAGGAGGUUAGCUUUGGAUGAUUACUUUACGAUUUGCAAUUUUCCCAUGUUACUGCGAGUUGAUUUAAUAUAAUAUGUCGAUUUUCCUUUAAAAAAAACUUCAUUAUGUAAUAAAUAAUAUUCUCUCCGUCCCAUUUAAAGGUUCUCACUUUCCUUUUUUGUAAGUCCCACUUAAUGGUUCCCACUUUCUAUUUUAAGAAACAAUUAACAUUCUUAAAUAACAAUUUAAUCAUCAAAUAUUAAAAAUAAUACAUUUAUAACAUUACCAUUAUCAUCAAUAACUCAUUAUAUUAUAUACUCAUCAAAAUUAUUUCUCAAAAUAUAUUUGAAUUAGCAUAUUGAAUUAUUGUUUAAAUAAUCGUGUCAUUUUGCCAUGAGAACCUUUUAACGGGACGGAGGUAGUAUUGAAUAAUAAUAACACUUAACAUUAUAUAUAAAUAUGUAUAGUUUCUAUCUUAGUUUACAACUAAUAGCUUUCUUUUUAUGUGUUGUUAAAGUUGAAGGUACAUAUAUCCCCUAGAAUACUAAAAUAAAAAAGCAAAAUAAAAUGUUUGACGAAUCUAGACGCCUUAGGCGGUCGAUUAAGCGCUCUAGUGGG